AUGGAAUCAAUGUUAGGGUUUAACGAGAACUUGCAGGACGACGUCGUAGAAGACAAGAAGCUGGUCCCAUGGAUGAGCUGGGACGAGUGGAAGUUCGUCAGGGGUUCCCUUUUCUCUUCAUCCCCUAAUGCCGUCGCCUCUGCCCUCAAACGAAUAUCCACGUGGCGCAGCAGAGGAUGCAUUCCUGUGGCCGUUGAAGUAACUGCGUCCAUUAUUGAGAUUCAGCAGCAAGAUCCUUACUUCAUGAAUGAAUUGAAUGAUGGCUGUUCACAAUCAGAGGAAAUGCUCUCCAUGCUUGUAAAUGGCAUGGUGGAGAAAACUCGGAAAAAGAAUGAAAUUUCAAUUGGGGAAGCAGCUGAUGCCUUCGGUAUUCCAAGAAUAGUUAUUGACGUUCGUCAU
Molecule: messenger RNA, 399 nt
Organism: Striga asiatica
Lineage: Eukaryota; Viridiplantae; Streptophyta; Magnoliopsida; Lamiales; Orobanchaceae
Source: the annotation of a GenBank genome assembly